This is a messenger RNA of Vicia villosa (hairy vetch), 1405 nucleotides long. RefSeq lists its product as uncharacterized. The record is from RefSeq and is a predicted model, not a curated record. Gene Ontology annotation, biological process: protein peptidyl-prolyl isomerization. The coding region runs from base 143 to 1147 and encodes 334 amino acids. The transcript has 5 exons. Gene Ontology annotation, molecular function: peptidyl-prolyl cis-trans isomerase activity. Lineage: Eukaryota; Viridiplantae; Streptophyta; Magnoliopsida; Fabales; Fabaceae.
CAUUUUGUUUCCAACUUCAUCUUAAACAAUCUUAAACAAGAAAACAAAACAUGAAAAAAAAUCUACAAACCUCGUUCUUGUUCUUGUUCUUGUUCUUCUCAUUACAUGGUCCUUCGCGGACACCAUUACUCAUAAUCAGAAAAUGAAAAUGGGUCGUCGCUAUAACGACUCAGAUUUCGGCAAAUUCACGCUCCUCGUUUUCUUUCUCAUAGGUGCAAUUUCAUGUUCCACGGUAUACGUUUUCCUUACAUUGGUCUUUAGGGCGAACACUGCGUCGGUGGUAACAAUGCAGGUUGAAAAGAGUGGUUUUGAGGAUUUGUUGAGUGAGGAAGAAGGAAAAUGUUGUGGAGGGGUUGAGCAUUUGGAGCUGUGGGGUGAAGCGGUGAGAUGGGGGAAUGAUUUUAGGGUGAAUUCUUCGGAGGAUUGUUGUAGGGCUUGUAAGAAUCUGUGUCGGGGUGAUGGACAACGUUGUUUGUGUAAUUCUUGGGUUUUUUGUGGGGAUAGAGAUGCUUGUGGACCUAGAUUUGGUGAGUGUUGGCUAAAACAACAAAAAGACGCUUUAAACCCCGAUCGAGUAAAUUCGGCCCCAAGAGAUAAUGUUAUGUGGACUUCUGGAUUUGUCUUUAAUAAGGGAGAGGGCAUUGUUGGCUUGGAAACCGACUAUGGAAUUCUUCGUAUACAACUUUUGCCAGAAUGCGCUCCACAAUCUGUUUCCUACAUUCUUGAACUGUUGGCAUUGUCACAUUGUAUUGGUUGCCAGUUUUAUCGUGCCGAAAGCCGGGGACGUUUUUGGGAUGCAAAAGGAAACCAUAUAAAAAAGGCUACAUUUGGACCUCCUUUUGCACUAAUUCAAGGAACAUUAGAAUCCCACGAGUUUAUGUUCAAGGAUGUUCCAAAAGAACACUGUCCUGCCAUAAAAAGAGGAUCGGUGGCAUGGGUCGGUUCUGGUCCAGAGUUCUUCAUCAGCCUUGCUAAUCACAAAGAAUGGAGAAAUCCGUAUACUGUGUUUGGCUAUGUUCUAUCUGAAGACUUGCAAAUUUUAGAGAAAAUUUCUCGACUUCCAACUAAAUCAGAUGUUUGGAGUGACAUUCCUGUCUCUAUCUUAGAAAACCCGGUUUCGAUACGGUUUCGUAAAAUAACAACAUGAGCCAUGAGGUGCAGAAUUUGUUAGAUUUAUUCAUUGUUCCACUCAUUGUUUCAACUAGUUUUGUAUGUGAUUUUGAGUUUUUUUUCUUCUUUAUUUUUGCUUUGAAGAAACUGAUAUAGAUGUAAAAGAAAAAAAAUGCAUAGAGGAAGUGGAAAUAGGUUCAAACUUCAAACAUACCAGAAGCAUGAGUUACAAAAUUAGUGGCAUUUUCUUGAUUUAUUUGUUAAAAUGUAGAUUAAGUUGGAGAUGAAGUAUAAA